CGGGCGCCGGUCUCUAUAUGGCGGCGGCUCUGUCGGGCCUGGCUGUUCGGCUGUCGCGCUCGGCCGCCGCGCGUUCCUAUGGGGUCUUCUGCAAGGGGUUGACCCGCACGCUGCUCAUCUUCUUCGACCUGGCCUGGCGGCUUCGUAUCAACUUCCCCUACCUCUACAUCGUGGCUUCCAUGAUGCUCAACGUCCGCCUGCAGGUUCACAUUGAGAUCCAUUGAAGGCAUUUGCUGACUGAC
Molecule: messenger RNA, 242 nt
Organism: Talpa occidentalis (Iberian mole)
Lineage: Eukaryota; Metazoa; Chordata; Mammalia; Eulipotyphla; Talpidae
Gene: SMIM10L3
Product: small integral membrane protein 10-like protein 2A
Exons: 2
Coding region: 18-224 (68 amino acids)
Source: RefSeq, a predicted model, not a curated record